AUGACUAAGACGUUCUUCCUUUUCGAAACGGCCGCGGGCUACGCCCUCUACCAGAUCGAACAAUGGGAUCAGAUCGGCCACGUGGAGGCCAUGGAGGAGGUAUGCUCCUCCCAGGAGCGGUUCAAGGAGACCGUGAAAUUCAAGGCGUUCCAGCCCUUCACCACCGCCUCAGACGCUCUGGAGAACAUCCGUGCAAUCGUUGAAGGAGAGGUGACGCCGAUGCUCAGCGCCUUCCUCUCCCUUAACCUGCCCAAGAAGGGUACCCAGCUGGCGGUUGUCGACCCCGGUCUCGGCAAGACGCUCACUUCUAAGGGGUUUAAUGUGGUUUAUGACCCCAAUGUAGUUGAGCUGCUGCGUGGCUGCCGCCAACACGAGAUGAAAAAUAUCGCCAGGCUCGCUUCAGGCGCCAGCGCCUUCGACAUGGACAAAUUCCACGUCGGUCUGAGCCACAACUACAGCCGCAGCAAGCUGCAAAUCGACCCCAGGCGUAUGGACAAGCCGGUUAUCAAUUGCGUCGCCCUGUUGGAUUCGCUUACUAAGAACCUGAACUCCUUCGCCAUGCGCGUGCGCGAGUGGUACGGCUGGCACUUCCCCGAGCUGAUAAAGAUCGUCCCCGACAACAAGAUAUACUGCCAAGUGGUGCAGAUAAUCUGCAGAAAGGACAAGUUCGACUGGGAAACGGGUGCACCGGAGCUCCUCAAGGUGUUGGGCGACGAGGAACUCGUCGCCAGCGUGAAGAAAGCAGCUGGGCAGUCCAUCGGUCACGAGCUUUCGGAGCCAUGCAUGCAGAACAUCCUAAACUUCGCCAAGCAGGUGGUCAAACUUGAAGAGAUGCGCGAGCACCUCAACACCCACCUGGGCAACAAGCUUGCGAUCACUGCCCCCAACCUCAGCGAGGUGGCUGGCAACAUCCUGACCGGCAGGCUUAUCAGCCAUGCUGGCUCCCUUGUCAAUUUGGCCAAGAUGUCAGCAAGCUCCAUCCAGAUUCUUGGUGCUGAGAAGGCGCUAUUCCGCGCAUUGAAGACAAAGUCUAACACCCCCAAGUAUGGUCUCAUUUUCCAGGCCAACUUCAUUGGUCGCGCAAGCCUCAAGCACAAGGGACGCGCCGCCCGUUAUCUCGCCAACAAAUGCGCCUUGGCAGCUCGUCUCGACUGCUUCUGUGACGUUAACUCUAAUGUCUACGGCAAGCGGAUGGUCGAGCUGCUUGGCAAGCGGAUGGAGUACCUCGCUGGCGGUCCCCAGCAUGAGACCAGCAUUGAGGUGAUGAAGGCUGCAGCGCAGGAGUACCAGGCCAUAAAGGCGCAGAAGGCGGCGGAAAAGAGGGUCAGGGACGUUUCGGAGGACGCUCCGCAAAAGGAGUCGUCACAUGAUGAGCCCAUGUUACCGGUGUCGGCUGAUGUGGAGCCGGCGGUUCCCGCCGACGAUGCCUCCUCUGGUGCCGUCGCCGAAAAGGCAUCUAAGAAAUCCAAGAAGUCUAAGAAAGACAAGUCUAAAAAGGCUGACAUCGCUGAUAAACCAGAAACUGAGGAGAAGACUACUGCGGUCAAGGCCAGUCCCACUGACAAAGGCAGCUCGACUGACGCCGCCAAUGUUGAUGUGACAUCGCGUGAGAAGGAAUCGAAAAAGAAGUCGAAGAAGGCUAAAUUGGAGGGAGUUGCGUCUAGCAAGGAUGCUACGACGGCCCUUACUGACACUUCUUCAACUUCCGUAAAGACAGCCACAGCAGUUCCUGCUGUGGAGGCCGCUGUAACAUCAGCAGAAGAGGCACCGAAGAAGCACAAGAAAUCGAAGAAGGAGAAGUCGGCAGAUAGCACUGAGACGGCUGUUGUCGAGGCUGAGAAGCCCUCAAAGAAGGCGAAGAAGAACAAGAAGAAGGCAGGGUCGGAACAGUCCUAA
Molecule: messenger RNA, 1896 nt
Organism: Babesia ovata
Lineage: Eukaryota; Apicomplexa; Aconoidasida; Piroplasmida; Babesiidae
Exons: 1
Coding region: 1-1896 (631 amino acids)
Cellular component (GO): small-subunit processome; box C/D methylation guide snoRNP complex
Molecular function (GO): snoRNA binding
Source: RefSeq, a predicted model, not a curated record